AUGACGCGCGCACCAGUCAUUUCGAUCUCACACGGAGGCGGUCCCAUGCCUGUCCUCGGCGACCCAUCACACAAGGCCAUUGUGCAAUCUCUGCAGACCAAAGUGCCGAAGCUUCUACGGCUGAACACCCCAGAUGCGCCACGGGCUAUCAUCCUUGUGACCGCCCACUGGAGUGAGCGAAACCCCACCAUCUCCUCCGAGAAAAAGCACAAGCUAUACUACGAUUACGGAGGCUUCCCGCCCGAGGCGUAUAAGCUGAAGUACGAUGCGCCGGGCUCGCCAGAGGUUGCAAAAGAAGUCGCAGACGCACUAAGAAGCCAAGGAUUCACGCCAGAUAUGGAUGAUGAGAGAGGCUGGGACCAUGGAGUCUUCAUCCCGAUGAUGUUGAUCCAUCCGUCCGCAACCGUACCCAUAGUCCAGCUCUCCGUGCUCGACUCUGAGUCUCCUGCAGACCACUACCGUAUGGGUCAAGCGCUCUCCAAGCUGCGCGACUCGAAUGUUGCAAUCAUUGGCUCUGGUUUUGCAACAUUCCAUAAUUUGCGCCUGAUGUUUAGCGGAGCUGCUCAUAAUCCCGAUUUCCGUGGGCGAAACAAGGAAUGGAGUGAUGCAGUAUCGGACGGUGUGUUGGAGCCGGACGUCGAGGCACGCAAGACGAAGCUUGAAGACUGGCGAAAGUGGCCUAACAGCUAUGAGAUGCAUCCCCGGCAUGGUAGUGAGCACUUUCUGCCGCUAAUUGUCUGUGCCGGGGCUGCGGGAGAGGGUAAGGGUGGUAGUUAUACGGAUGAGUUUAUGGGGAUGGAAUACUACUCUUUCUACUGGGAGUAG
Messenger RNA from Pseudovirgaria hyperparasitica, 825 nucleotides. RefSeq names its product extradiol ring-cleavage dioxygenase. Gene Ontology annotation, molecular function: oxidoreductase activity, acting on single donors with incorporation of molecular oxygen; ferrous iron binding; zinc ion binding. Bases 1 to 825 code for a protein of 274 amino acids. The record is from RefSeq and is a predicted model, not a curated record. Lineage: Eukaryota; Fungi; Ascomycota; Dothideomycetes; Acrospermales; Acrospermaceae. The transcript has 3 exons.